AUGAAACUUGUGAAUGCUAGGAAGAAUAAGGAUUUGGUAACCGUUUUAAUUAGAUGCUACCGCAUUGUUACCCGCAAAAACCCUCAGGCAAGAUUGUUAUCCAGCAUAGCACACCUUGAGAGUUGCGGGAUAGUUGGAUCUCAGCUCUCAUUUUUGUUAAUUAAUAAGCCUCGGCUUUUAGCGUGCCAAGAAUCCGUAUUUAGAAACAUUGUUUCUCAAACUUUGAGUAUGGGAUUCUCAGCCAAAUCGAGGAUUUUGGUUUAUGGUUUAAUUGCUGUUUUUGGCUCAGGUGACAAGACAGUUGAGAGAAAAUAUGGACUUUUUGGGAGUUUUGGUUAUUCAGAGUAUGAAUGCAGAGAAAUAUUUAGAAAGGCUCCAUAUUUGCUAACAAGGUCUGAGGAGAAGUUGAAGUUGGGAAUAAGUGUCUUUCUGAACUCAGUGAAGUUUAAGGAGGCCUUAGUCUGUAGUGCUUCAAUUUUGAUUCAGAGUAUGGAAAAAAGAGUGGUUCCUGGUUUCAGAGUUUGGGAUAUUUUGAAAUCAAAGAAAUUAUAUAAGGAACCAAGCUUUCGUAAAAUGUUGUUUAUGACAGAGGUGAUGUUUGUAGAUAAGUUUAUCUCAAGCUUUCCAGAUGAGGCUGAGGAAUUAUUGUUAGCUUACAAAGGUCAUACUCUGGUUUCAUCUUCCAAAGAGAAAAAUUCUUGA
Molecule: messenger RNA, 702 nt
Organism: Manihot esculenta (cassava)
Lineage: Eukaryota; Viridiplantae; Streptophyta; Magnoliopsida; Malpighiales; Euphorbiaceae
Exons: 2
Coding region: 1-702 (233 amino acids)
Biological process (GO): regulation of DNA-templated transcription; chloroplast organization
Cellular component (GO): chloroplast
Molecular function (GO): double-stranded DNA binding
Source: RefSeq, a predicted model, not a curated record